GUUUCUGCGGCUGCUGGAUUUAAUCCACGGAAAGUAAAGAGACUGUCUGACAGCGUGACACCGAAGUGGACCAACAACAUCUGCAAAAAUGGUUGAGGCUUUCUGCGCUACAUGGAAACUGGUCGACAGCCAGAACUUUGAUGAAUACAUGAAGGCACUCGGUGUUGGCUUUGCCACAAGACAAGUGGGCAAUGUCACCAAACCAACAGUAGUGAUCAGCCAGGAUGGAGACAAGGUGGUGGUGAAAACUCUGAGCACCUUCAGGAACACUGAGCUCUCCGCCAAACUGGGAGAGGAGUUUGAUGAGACCACGCCUGAUGACCGGCAUGUCAAAUCUACCUUCUCCAUGGAAGGAGACACAUUUGUUCACGUGCAGAAGUGGGAUGGCAAAGAGACCAAAUUUGUCAGAGAAAUCAAGGAUGGCAAGAUGGUGAUGACGUUAAACUUUGAAGGAGUCCAGGCUGUCCGCACAUAUGAGAAAGCCUAACUUUUACCAUCCACUUGAAAGAGCAAGUCAUUCCAGCUAUCAGUGAAGGUGUUUUCCUUAUUAUUAUUUUUUUUUAAGAAAAAAAAGUUUUUAGAGUUUGCUGUGAUUCGCACUUGUUCAAACAUGAGAAGUAUUUUGGGGGUUAUUUUUUUGUAAGACCUUUUGUGAAUGGCCUCAAUAAAAGGGAAAAUAAA
This is a messenger RNA of Archocentrus centrarchus (flier cichlid), 681 nucleotides long. RefSeq names its product fatty acid binding protein 7, brain, a (gene fabp7a). Gene Ontology annotation, molecular function: lipid binding. The coding region runs from base 89 to 487 and encodes 132 amino acids. NCBI's taxonomy places the organism in Eukaryota, Metazoa, Chordata, Actinopteri, Cichliformes, Cichlidae. The transcript has 4 exons. The record is from RefSeq and is a predicted model, not a curated record.